AUGGUGACCACGCAGAAUAUUUCCCGUCAACGACCUGGUUCCGCCUGCGAGGAAUGUCGUCGACGUAAGGUCCGAUGUGACCGUCGACGUCCACAAUGCCAAGUGUGCUUCGAGACUGGGAUCGACUGUAAGAUAAGCACCACGAGACUUCCAAGGGGGCCGCGGAAGGGCCAACUGCGGACAUUGCGAACACGAAUUGCUGCCCUUGAGCGUUGCCUGGCCGAUCAGCAUCCGGGGAUCAAUCAGCAAAUGGCGGGGUUGUUUGAUGGUUCUGGAGUUGAGUGCGACUCUGAAGAAGAUCCUCUCCGUGAAAGAGCUACACUUCCUGAACAAGUUCCCGAAAUAUGUUCCGAUGAUCAGCAAGGAGGUGGGUCGCCACGAUCCCCCGAUCCUCAGACGCGACCAUGUGGACUAGUCUCCGAUCUGAUGCGCGCAGAUCUAGACCAGUUAUACUUUGAUCGUGUGCAUCCCUCUGCUCCUAUCCUGCAGCGCUGGCGCUAUCAGGUAUGGGCGAAACAGCCCAGAAAGAGCGAAGCUCAAGUGUGCCUACAGUAUGCCAUGUGGACGGUGGCUGCUUCCUUGUCGGCCCACUUUCAAUCUCUCCGAGACACCCUCUAUCACGAAACGCGCCGAAUGUUGGAUGCAAUAGACUUGCGAAGCCCCAUUAGCGGGAUCCUAGCAGUGGAGCAAGCCCAGGCAUGGGUGUUAGUUGCUAUCUAUGAGUAUAUGCAGCUGUCGCCCCAGCAGGCAUGGAUGAGUGCCGGUAGAUGUUGUCGGCUGGUCUUGGGUAUGCGGCUAUAUGAGAUAGAUGAUCCUAAUAGCCCGGUAACAAUGGCUCGAGAGCAUGAACCGAACUUAGUGGAUUGGACCGGGCUGGAGGAGCAAAGGCGAACUUUUUGGAUGGCGUAUUCACUGGACCGGUUUAUCAGCUUCCACAACGCGCUGCCAUAUACCUUAAAUGAAGAGCUGAUCGCAACUCGACUGCCAACAUCGGAGGAAGACUUUCAAGCUGGCCAUCCUGCAGCAACUCAGUUUCUAUCGGAAGUGAUGGCGGGCUAUUCGAGCAGCGAUAGUUCUAACGUCCAAUCAUCCUUUAGUCAAUGCGUCAUCUUAGCCACCUUAUGUGGCCGAGCACUCUCACACAAACAAAAGUCGGCUAUGGAGCAGAUCAAUGGAGAACUGGGUGAUGGACUGUGGACUCGACAUCAAUGGUUGCACGAAAUGCUCACCUAUCGAAUCCAGGUGCUCUCCGUCUUAGCACAAGUGGACCCAAUGCUCAUUUUUGCGAGGCUCGUAGCGCAAACUUUGGUUCUUUUUCUACAUAGUGUACUGGAGGCGAUAACAUGGAAGACAGGCGAGCAUUUGCUAGGUAUGUUCGAGUACGAGCGCCUUUGCGUGAUGGCCGCGCACGAAGUUGUCAACCUAGUGAAGCUACAGGCCCAAUUAGGAUAUUUCAAGGAACUGCUUGAGUGCCUGCAGGAUUUGGACCACGUGAAGAAUCCGAGCCAGAGCCCUAGGAUAUCUGUUUAG
Aspergillus oryzae RIB40 is the source of this 1530-nucleotide messenger RNA. RefSeq names its product fungal specific transcription factor domain-containing protein. The transcript is spliced from 5 exons. Gene Ontology annotation, cellular component: nucleus. NCBI's taxonomy places the organism in Eukaryota, Fungi, Ascomycota, Eurotiomycetes, Eurotiales, Aspergillaceae. Gene Ontology annotation, biological process: DNA-templated transcription; regulation of DNA-templated transcription. Bases 1 to 1530 code for a protein of 509 amino acids. Gene Ontology annotation, molecular function: zinc ion binding; DNA-binding transcription factor activity, RNA polymerase II-specific; DNA binding. The record is from RefSeq and is a predicted model, not a curated record.